AUGUCAUCAUCAUCAACACCAACACUCAAGCUGGCUUCCGGCGCCAACAUGCCCCAGGCUGGGUUUGGCCUUUGGAAAGUCCCAGCUGACCAGACCGCCGAUACUGUCUACAAUGCGAUCAAGACUGGAUAUCGAUUGUUCGACGGGGCGUACGACUAUCAAAACGAGAAGGAAGCCGGCGAAGGCAUCCAACGCGCCAUCAAAGACGGCCUAGUAAAACGCGAGGACAUCUUCGUGACCACCAAACUAUGGAACAACUAUCACUCCCGAGAACGCGCGCUUGAGAUGGCCAAGGCCCAGAACGAGGCCUGGGGUCUCGGCUAUAUCGAUCUCUAUCUCAUCCAUUUCCCCAUUGCUCUGAAAUACAUCUCCCCCGAAAAGCUGAGGUAUCCGGGCUGGUGGCAGGACGCGGACCAGAAGAUCAUCGAGCGUGCGCAUGUUUCGAUGAAGGAGACGUGGCAGGCGCUCGAGGAGAUCGUGGACCAAGGCAUUGCCAAAUCGAUUGGCGUUUCCAACACCCAAGGCCAAAUGCUGUACGACAUCAACACAUAUGCGCGCCACCCUCUCUCCGUGCUCCAAAUCGAACAUCACCCGUACCUUGUUCAACCAGAUCUAAUUGCCCUCGCGAAGGAUCUCAACAUCGCCGUCACCGCUUACUCGUCCUUCGGCCCCCAGAGCUUCUUGGAGCUACCGCCGGCCUUCCGAAAACGCCCCGAGAGCAUCCCGACGUUAUUCGAGAGCGAUCCCGUGACGUCCGCCGCGAAAUCACACGGCAAGACGCCCGCCCAGGUCCUGCUCCGCUGGUCAACCCAGCGAGGAAUCGCCGUGAUUCCCAAAUCGAACAACCCUGACCGCUUGAAGCAGAAUUUGGAUGUGGUGGAUGGGAGCUUCGAUCUGACCCCAGAGCAGAUCGAGGCCAUCAGUGCUCUCGACAAGGGCCUUCGAUUCAACGACCCCGGAUAUUAUCUCCAUGAGCCGUUGAGAAUCUUCUCCUAA
Molecule: messenger RNA, 996 nt
Organism: Exophiala aquamarina CBS 119918
Lineage: Eukaryota; Fungi; Ascomycota; Eurotiomycetes; Chaetothyriales; Herpotrichiellaceae
Product: alcohol dehydrogenase
Exons: 2
Coding region: 1-996 (331 amino acids)
Cellular component (GO): cytosol
Molecular function (GO): aldose reductase (NADPH) activity
Source: RefSeq, a predicted model, not a curated record